Cynocephalus volans (Philippine flying lemur) is the source of this 1000-nucleotide messenger RNA. It is a transcript of the gene DRAP1, whose product is annotated as DR1 associated protein 1. The record is from RefSeq and is a predicted model, not a curated record. Gene Ontology annotation, biological process: transcription by RNA polymerase II. Gene Ontology annotation, cellular component: negative cofactor 2 complex; nucleus. The transcript has 7 exons. Gene Ontology annotation, molecular function: core promoter sequence-specific DNA binding; protein heterodimerization activity; RNA polymerase II general transcription initiation factor activity. The coding region runs from base 247 to 885 and encodes 212 amino acids. Lineage: Eukaryota; Metazoa; Chordata; Mammalia; Dermoptera; Cynocephalidae.
CGGGCGGGAGUGGCGGUCCCGUCCGGGGACGGACGCGCACCGCCCCGAAGCCACCGAGGGGAGGGCACUUAGGCCCUGCGAGCGGCGUCUUGCCGGGCGGCACUAGGACCCCGUGGGGAGCGGCGGAGGCGGAGCGGGCGGCACCAGGACCCGGGGGAACCGCGGCGGGCGGGCGGCGCGCAGGCCCGGGGGCCGGGAGGCGGCGGGCGGCGGCGCUGAGCCCGGCUCGGCGAGGGAGGCCCCGAGAUGCCGAGCAAGAAGAAGAAGUACAACGCGCGGUUCCCACCGGCGCGGAUCAAGAAGAUCAUGCAGACGGACGAAGAGAUUGGGAAGGUGGCGGCGGCUGUACCUGUCAUCAUCUCGCGGGCGCUCGAGCUUUUCCUGGAGUCGCUGUUGAAGAAGGCCUGCCAGGUGACCCAGUCCCGAAACGCCAAGACUAUGACUACGUCCCACCUGAAGCAGUGCAUUGAGCUGGAGCAGCAGUUUGACUUCUUGAAAGACCUGGUGGCGUCCGUGCCUGACAUGCAGGGGGACGGGGAAGACAACCACAUGGAUGGGGACAAGGGUGCUCGCAGAUGGACUGUACCUUCCCGAAGGGGUCGGAAGCCAGGCAACAGCAGCCGGAAGAACGGUGGGAUGGGAAGCAAAGGCAAGGACAAGAAGCUGUCGGGGACAGACUCGGAGCAGGAGGAUGAGUCUGAAGACACAGAUACUGAGGGGGAAGAGGAGACAUCGCAGCCCCCACCCCAGGCCAGCCACCCCCCUGCCCACUUUCAAAGCCCCCCGACACCUUUCAUGCCCUUUGCCUCUACUCUGCCUUUGCCUCCAGCGCCCCCAGGCCCCUCAGCACCUGAUGCAGAGGAUGAAGAGGAUUAUGACUCCUAGCGCCCUCCGCCCCCCAGGCCAUACCCCCUUUUAGUUGCUCUGGGGGGAGGAGAGAAGAUAGAGCUGUUCUUAAAUUUAUUAAGAAAAAAACAAAAUAAAAGGGAAUGUCAAUGUG